GUCAACAGUGCAACGUGCAUUCAGCCAAUACAGCCAUUUCUUCUUUCACAGAACCCCAGUGGAGAUUAUUUCCUGAGUCCUAAAAGAAGCAUCCUUGUUAUCAAUGAAUCAGUCACGCAAGAGACUCCGUAGGGACCAAGUGGGAGAAGAGAAACUGUCAAAGAGCGACGUUAUAUGCCCUGUUUGCUUUGAUAUUUUCACGAGUGUGCAGGUAACCGUAUGUGGACACAGCUUCUGUCAUGAGUGUAUACACAAGUCAAUUGCUCAGACCCAACAGUGCCCAAUCUGUGGCACCAAACUAUCACGUGACAGUGGGUUCGCUCCUAAUUUCUCAUUGAAUGACAUUGUCGCUAAGAUAAGAUCUCAAGAGACUCACCACGAUGCUUCUCUAUCAUAUGAUGCUUAUUAUGGUAACGUGCUGCAGAUGGUAAAGAAUUUAAAACCUAAUCACCUCAUAGCUCUCAAUGAGCAAAUAUCGUCUCAAAUUGACUUGAAUAAGAAAUUAUAGGUUCCGGCCACCCGAGAGGACAGAGAUAUUAAAAGGGCUGCAUAAUGUAUAUAAGCCUAGUCCCUAGUUGAGUCAGACUAAUAGAUUAGUGAGAGAGAAAAUGAAGAAAUUAUAAUUUAUAUGUAUCUGACUGGGACACUAGGCACUAUGAUGGUUUAUAGCAUAUACACUGUAGUACGUGUAUCACUGCUGCUUUACGUGCGGCGGCCAUCUUUGCGUGAGUUCUAAUUAAAGCACAUUAACACUAAGCAGGAAGGCAGAACCUGUUAAUGUUAUAAGUAGUUUUUUUUAUUUAAUAAUAGCUAGGAAUAAGAGGUUUAGGUUUUUUUAGAUUUUUUUGUUAUAUUUUGGAAUGUGGACUACAUGUACAUUGUACAUUGU
Amphimedon queenslandica is the source of this 889-nucleotide messenger RNA. Its product is annotated as E3 ubiquitin-protein ligase RFWD2-like. Gene Ontology annotation, biological process: proteasome-mediated ubiquitin-dependent protein catabolic process. Bases 104 to 508 code for a protein of 134 amino acids. NCBI's taxonomy places the organism in Eukaryota, Metazoa, Porifera, Demospongiae, Haplosclerida, Niphatidae. Gene Ontology annotation, molecular function: ubiquitin protein ligase activity. The record is from RefSeq and is a predicted model, not a curated record. The transcript is spliced from 7 exons.